AGCAAUCAACUUUACUCGCACUUAUCCAUAUCACUCAAUGACAUUUCUGAUCUCUCCCAUUCUUUCUUUUAUUAUGCUUUUCAUUCACUCCUCUCUCCAACUCAAGAUACAUCUUUUAUUGAAAAGAAGCUAACAUAAUACUUCAACCUAAAUACAUUAAGAGUACUUGUUAAUAUAAUUUGGAUUAGUGGCUACCUUUUUCCAUCUUGUUUGUUCUCUCAAAAAAACUUCCCCAUUUCGUUUCAACAAUGUCGGACAAUAUCCCAUUUUCAUCCCAACCGAAAAAAGCUUUUCACCAAAGAAACGGUUCAGACGAACUUGAUGUGUUUGAGGCCACUCGCUAUUUCUCGGGGGUCAGUGAAAGCUUUACUGGCACCCACAAAAACAUCAGUAACGAAUCCAGGAAUUUCAGUAUCACAACACAAAAGCAUUGCAUGAGGCCUUUUGGAAGAAUGAGUCUUGACAUGCCAAAAGGGGGGAAUCCCAUUCCCCUACAAGCCAUGUUAUUGGAGAAUCCUAUUAUGAUCAACAAAGAGAAGAAGUUCAAGCAACCAAGCUCACCGGGAGGAAAGUUGGCUCAUUUCUUGAAUUCCCUAUUUAACCAAACAUCUUCAAAGAAAUCAAAGUCUAAAACAAAAUCAACAAAGGAUGAAGAUGAGAAUCCAAGUGGUUGGAGAAGGAAGAGAAGAAGUAGCAUUAGCCAUUUUAUGACUUCAAACACAUCCACCACCUCCACCAACAUGCAUUAUUCCGAUUCGAAAUCUUUAUUUUCAACCUCGUCAAGCUCGGGCUAUAGAACACCACCAACUUAUCAAGUAGCACACACACCCACAAAGACCUCAAGCUAUAAAGACCACUUUAAAGCCUAUUCGUAUCUCAAGCCUCCACAAAGUCAAAUUACAAAAGCACCCAUCAAUGGAAAUAUCAACAAAAUUGACAAUGCCAGCCAAAAGUGUGACUUCAUUGAGAAAAACACGACUUUUGGGAACGGGUUUGUGGAGAAAGUAAAGAUGUUUGAUGAAACACAAGAAGACCAUUAUCAAUCUCAUAAUAAGUGUAUACAGAAAGAAGAUAUUCAAGAAUUCAAGAGGUUUAAUGACGACGAAGAUGGAGACAGCGAUUCAAGUUCUGAUCUUUUUGAGUUAGCUAGUUGUGAUUUUGGUUAUAGUUCAAGUGGUUUACCUGUUUAUGAAACUACACAUAUGCAUAGUAUCAAGAGAGGUGCACCUAUCUCAAGCUAAGUGUGUGUAUGCAUGUUUGUAAUCAAAAUUGUGGUAAAUUAAUCAAAAUAUAUGGUAAAUUUAUCAAUAAUAUCUCUUUGUUUAUUCGUGA
Messenger RNA from Erigeron canadensis, 1332 nucleotides. RefSeq names its product protein BIG GRAIN 1-like E. Lineage: Eukaryota; Viridiplantae; Streptophyta; Magnoliopsida; Asterales; Asteraceae. The transcript has a single exon. The record is from RefSeq and is a predicted model, not a curated record. Bases 249 to 1241 code for a protein of 330 amino acids. Gene Ontology annotation, biological process: auxin-activated signaling pathway.